Saccoglossus kowalevskii is the source of this 1857-nucleotide messenger RNA. Its product is annotated as patatin-like phospholipase domain-containing protein 4. The record is from RefSeq and is a predicted model, not a curated record. Gene Ontology annotation, cellular component: cytoplasm; lipid droplet; membrane. Gene Ontology annotation, biological process: triglyceride catabolic process; lipid homeostasis. Gene Ontology annotation, molecular function: triacylglycerol lipase activity. NCBI's taxonomy places the organism in Eukaryota, Metazoa, Hemichordata, Enteropneusta, Harrimaniidae.
CAACUGACAUAACGCAGAACAUCACUGGAACUUCCACACAUCGACACUCGAAGAUGGCGAACUCAGGCAGCGAUAACAUCAAUUUAUCUUUCGGCGGGACCGGAUCAUUGGGAGUAUAUCAGAUCGGCGUAGCGAUGGCUUUUCACCGACAUGGACAGAAAGCGCUUGAAAAGACGGGAAACUUCGCCGGGGCGUCUGCUGGUGCCAUCGUCAGCGCUUUGUUGUUGACGGCGCCCAAUAAAAUACAGCCAUUUUUAGCUGGAACACGUAAACUGGUGGAUGAUAUCUACAAAAGCAAAGGCAUGACUCCGGCGUACGACUUCACCAGUAGAAUUAAAAGACUUUUAAAAAUACAACUACCCAAAGAUGCUUACACCAAAAUUGGAGACAAAAAAUUGCACAUAAAAGUGAUAACUUUCGAACGGAAAAGGGAUCCCUUGUUUGACGUCAACGACCCGGCCGAGUGGCGGAAGAUGGGCAAGAAAGCAUGGAAAACGUUCGUCGAUAUCCACGAGUUUUCAGAGGAAGUCAUUUCAGAUUUCGGAUCAAAUGACGAACUCGUUGAGGUAUUAAUUGGCAGCGUCCAUAUUCCGAUCCAUGGUGGCGUAAAGCAUCCAGUAUACAGAGGAAAGAAAUUAAUGGAUCCAGGACUUCGUAUUCACCUACCGGACUGUAGCAUAGACGUGUCGCCCGAGAUCAUACACGUGGAGACCUCCAACUUUGCUUCUGGCAAGACCAUCACUGUGUCAUCACUUCAUUCGGACGAAGUGUCCAUUUCUCCUUCCAAGAAUAAAGGGGAAGACCCUAAGAUUGGAGACACUCACGGCCAGCCGAUCGACUUGACGAAAUGGAACUAUCUGUACGCACAAGAUGCGUACCAUCCCGCCCCUUGGGAUAAUUUGAAAGAGUACUACGUCCGGGGUUACGAAGACUGUAAAAUGUAUCUGAUGCAGGAAGAACUAUUCAGUAAAUAAAUGCGCUGUCCGGUUAAAGUAGUUCCAGCUCGCUCGCAUUAACUUGAAGGAAGGACAUGGCUAACGCACUUCUGAAAAAAGGAAUUUCCCUGAAAUAUGGCUAUUCCUUAUAAUUGGCUAUUUGAAACUCUUAAGAAAAAAACUUAGGGUACCUGUAAUUUAUUGUUUUAACUACGUUAAAACAUGGAAAUCAUGAUCAUCGUUGUCAUGGAAACACGUUCAGGUACCCCUUUUUAUAUUAGUUCCUUCAUUUGAAGGACCCUUUCCAUAAUAUCAAGAAAUUGUAGUGCUUUUUAAUGUUCCGUGAUGUUAAUAUUAGUUAGUUGCGCUCAGUUUAUUAUCAUGGUAUGAGUCAAUUAGUACAGCGGCUUAGAGCCAUAACAACGCAAUGAAAACUUAUUGUAUUAUACAUUCCGUACCUUACACUGAAUUUCUCAGAUGAAAUGACAUCACAACGAGUGUCAUACAAUAACCGCUGCGGAUCAUCAUUAACUGUUAUCCGGGUAUCAACCUGGACCCAUGCUAUUGGAUGUGUGACGUUUUUAAUCACAACAAAUAUAGUUACACAGCAUAUUACUCUCUAACUUUUCUUUAUGUUAAUGAAAUUCAGAUAUGUAUAUAUUUGUUUUCGACUGUACUAUGAUUGUAAUACACGGUACUGAAUGAAGGGAAGUAAUUAGGGCGGUGGUCGUCGCGUCGCGUCGUGUUCGAUUUGGAGUCCAUAGCGAUGUAUAUAAAAUACGUUGUUUAUUUGCACGAAAUUCGACCGAAGAGUAAAAACGAAAUCAGAUAAUUUUUAUAUAUUAUAUAUUCAAAAUUGAUUAUCAUGCAUUUUAAAUAUAAUGUUGUUAGAUCAAAUAUAUAUACCAUAUAAGCUUCACAA